UGAGUUUCUUGCCAAGAGACAGCUGGGCAACAGAAAAAAAUCGGGGUUUAAAAAAGAAAAAUACAGGGUUAAGAAUGGCCUAUCAAUCGGAGGUGAUCAUUGACGCUCAGCCGCAACCUGCAGGCACCAGCUACACCUUCGAUAAUCAAGGAAGCUGGAAUUCAGAACUGUGCGACUGUUGUUCUGACCUGGGCAUUUGUCUUUGUGCCACUUUUAUACCUUGUGUUCUUGCCUGCCGGGUCUCGGAACAAGCCGGGGAAUCCUGCUGUCUCCCAUUUUUGCCAGGGUCUCUGAUCGCCCUCCGGACAGGAGUGCGUGGAAAAUACCGUAUUCAGGGGUCUAUUUGUGAAGACUGGAUAGUCAUGUCCUGCUGCCCGCUGUGUGGACUCUGCCAGAUGGCAAGAGAGCUGAACAGGAAUUGAGACGACAGGAAAGAGGGGGCUAGACUUCACUCUGGAGAAAGCAAAGGAAGAGUUGAAGAAAUGAGUCAGGGGAGACAAAGCUAGCACUGACAGAUCUGAAGUGAGAAAGAAAGAGGACAGAAGAUUACAACGGGAUUAAUUUUCCUAUCUCUUCGUUGACUAGAGUUUGAAACUCCACAAUGCAAAAUCCUGCAAAUAUAUAUAUAUAUAUAUAUGCACCAAAACACACAACCACACAUACAUAUAUCAUAAGAGAAAGGAGGUUAUUUUUUACAUCCUAUAAGGAAUUAGAUAUAAUUAUGAGUAAACACAAAGUCAUACUUAACUUCCAGAAGUUGCUUUCUUUCUCUCUUUGGUGUCAUCUAGCGGUCGUCCAGAAUCUUACAGACCAGAUCUGAUUGUCCUAAACCAGGGGUUUUUCAAACUUGACAACUUUGUGGACUUCAACUCCCAGAAUUCUUCCAUGCAGGCAGGGGAAUUUUGGGAGUUGAGGUCCGCAAGUCUUAAAAUUGCCAACUUUGGAGAGACCCUAGAUUGAACUAGAUUCUGAAUGCAGCUGCCUCUUGGUGCUAACAAAAGAGUUAGCGCCUCUCGCAGGAAGAUUUAAUAAGCAGGGAUUUUUAUGUUUAUUCCCUCUGUCAUUUCCACCUUGAAAUC
Messenger RNA from Ahaetulla prasina, 1079 nucleotides. RefSeq names its product cornifelin (gene CNFN). Lineage: Eukaryota; Metazoa; Chordata; Lepidosauria; Squamata; Colubridae. The record is from RefSeq and is a predicted model, not a curated record. The coding region runs from base 75 to 422 and encodes 115 amino acids. The transcript is spliced from 4 exons. Gene Ontology annotation, cellular component: cornified envelope.